This is a messenger RNA of Thrips palmi, 4009 nucleotides long. RefSeq names its product transcription elongation factor SPT5 (gene Spt5). Lineage: Eukaryota; Metazoa; Arthropoda; Insecta; Thysanoptera; Thripidae. Bases 153 to 3596 code for a protein of 1147 amino acids. The transcript is spliced from 19 exons. The record is from RefSeq and is a predicted model, not a curated record. Gene Ontology annotation, biological process: regulation of DNA-templated transcription elongation; transcription elongation-coupled chromatin remodeling; regulation of transcription by RNA polymerase II. Gene Ontology annotation, molecular function: protein binding; mRNA binding. Gene Ontology annotation, cellular component: DSIF complex.
GGUGUGUUUCAACAUUAAGUUACGGUACGAUACUUCUUGUGUUGGUGGUGGUGUACGGCAGCCAUUAACGCGUCAGCAGGUGAGGCUGUCGGUUUGUUUUUCUCCGAAUGUUGUAGUUAAAUCGCAGUCUUCUGGAUAGGGUAGGAACAAUCAUGUCAGACUCGGAGAGCAAUUAUUCUGGGAGCAAUAGAGGCAGUGGCUCGGAGGACGAGGGCCAGAACCAUGCUAGCGAUGAUGAUCGCGCGUCAGUCAGAUCGAGAUCAAGAUCUCGCUCAAGAUCCCGAUCCAGAUCAGUUGGACGUUCUGCAUCCCGAUCCCCUUCCAGAUCAAGAUCUAGAAGCCGCUCCCGCUCAAGGUCUGGUUCUAGGUCGAGAAGUGGCUCUCCGGCUGGAUCAGAUGCUUCUGAUGUCAGACCCAUGAAGCGUAAAAGGAGACGUUCGGGCUCAGGAGAAGAAGAAGUUGAAGAUGAACAGGAACCAGAGGGGGAGGAUCUGGGCUCUGAUGAGUAUGAUGAAGAAGAAGAGGAUGACGAAGAAGAUGACCGCAGAAGAAGUAAGAAGAAGAAAAAUGACCGAUUUGGAGGUUUUAUUAUUGAUGAAGCCGAAGUAGACGAUGAAGUUGAGGAUGAAGAUGAAUGGGAAGAUGGGGCCCAAGAGAUUGGCAUUGUUGGUAAUGAAGUGGAUGAGUUGGGGCCAACUGCUCGGGAAAUUGAAGGCAAAAGAAGAGGAACUAACCUCUGGGACUCGCACAGGGAAGAUGAAAUCGAAGAAUACCUACGCAGAAAAUAUGCUGAUGAGUCUGUUCCCGCCCAUCAUUUUGGCGAUGGUGGAGAGGAGAUGUCUAAUGAAAUUACUCAGCAAACCCUUCUUCCUGGCGUCAAAGAUCCAAACUUAUGGAUGGUCAAGUGUAGGUUGGGCGAAGAAAAGGCCACAGCACUUCUCCUUAUGCGAAAGUGGAUCACCUACCAGUCCAGUAAUGAGCCCCUGCAGAUCAAAUCAGUUGUUGCUCCAGAGGGUGUGAAGGGCUAUAUUUAUAUUGAAGCCUACAAGCAGCCUCAUGUCAAGGCGGCCAUUACAAAUGUCAGCAACUUGCGUAUGGGCAUAUGGAAGCAGCAAAUGGUCCCCAUUAAGGAAAUGACUGAUGUAUUACGUGUAGCAAAGGAACAGACUGGUUUACGCUCCAAGCAGUGGGUCCGCCUCAAAAGAGGAAUCUACAGGGAUGAUAUUGCUCAAGUGGAUUAUGUUGACCUUGCUCAAAACCAAGUUCAUUUGAAACUUUUACCCCGCAUUGACUACACUCGCCUUAGGGGUGCCCUUCGUACUACUCAAAAUGACAAUGAUAAAAAGAAGAAGAAGAAGCGCCCAGCUGCAAAGCCCUUUGACCCGGAGGCCAUUCGUGCCAUUGGUGGCGAAGUUACUAGUGAUGGAGACUUCCUUAUUUUUGAAGGAAACCGUUAUUCCAGAAAAGGAUUUUUGUAUAAAAAUUUCAUCAUGAGUACUAUAGUAUCUGAAGGUGUGAAACCUACCCUUUCUGAAUUGGAGAAGUUCGAAGAGGCUCCGGAGGGUAUUGACAUUGAAGUACCUACUUCAGCAGCGGGGAAAGAUGACGCUGUCACCCACCAAUUUUCAGCGGGAGACUAUGUUGAAGUGUGCGAGGGAGAAUUGAUGCACUUGCAGGGAAAAAUUGUGUCUAUUGAUGGCAAUAUGAUUAUAGUGAUGCCUAAGCAUGAUGACCUGACAGAUCCACUAGAGUUCCAAGCUUCUGAAUUACGGAAGUUUUUCAGGCAGGGAGACCACGUUAAAGUGCUUGGUGGAAGAUAUGAAGGAGACACUGGUUUGAUUGUUCGUGUGGAAGAUAACAGAGUUGUUCUUUUCUCUGAUCUCACUAUGCAUGAGCUAGAAGUUUUACCUCGAGAUUUGCAACUCUGCUCGGACAGAGCUACAGGUGUGGAUAGCAUGGGCCAGUUCCAAUGGGGUGAUAUGGUUAUGCUUGAUGCUCAGACUGUGGGUGUAAUUGUUCGUUUGGAACGAGAAAACUUCCAUGUCCUUAGUAUGCAAGGGAAAGUUGUUGAAGCAAAGCCACAGGCAUUGCACAAGCGUAAGGAAGCUAGAUUUGCUGCAGCAUUAGACUCUGAGCAUAAUCCUAUCCAUCGGAAAGACAUUGUGAAAGUCAUUGAUGGACCUCACUCAGGACGGGAUGGCGAAAUCAAACACAUUUACCGUAACUUUGCCUUUUUGCACUCACGAACCUACCUGGACAAUGGUGGUAUUUUUGUGUGCAAAGCUAGGCAUCUGCUCUUGGCCGGAGGAAGCAAAAAUGUAUCUGCAAUGGGAGCAACUGGUAUGGGAUCCAGCAACUUUGGCGUCAUUAUGUCACCGCGCAUUUCCUCCCCCAUGCACCCUGGGGGAGGCCGAGGCGGACAGACUCCUUCGCGGUCUGGGGGUGGAGGGCGUGGUGGUGGCAGGGGCGGCCACAAUGUCAGGCGUGACAGAGAUAUCAUUGGAUCGACCAUCAAGAUCACUGGAGGCCCAUUCAAAGGCAAUGUUGGUAUGGUUAAAGAUGCAACUGAAGUCACAGCUCGAGUUGAGCUCCAUUCAUCUUGUCAAACAAUCUCUGUGGACCGCUCACAUAUUGCUGCUGUGGGUCAGCCCUCAAAGGAUGGAUCCUUCUCUACCUAUGCCCGUACUCCAUCCUAUGGAUCAGGGCAAACACCCAUGUACCGCGAGGGCAACAAAACUCCUCUCCAUGGGUCACAGACUCCUAUGUACGAAGUGGGCAACCGUACACCUCAUUACAGCAGUAUGACUCCCUCUCACGAUGGCUCUCGAACUCCUGGUCAAAGUGGAGCCUGGGAUCCCACAAUCACCAACACACCUGCACAUCGCGCUGGAGAUUUGGAUGCUUAUUCAUUAGAUGAAGCAUCACCCUCACCUGGUUACAAUCCGAACACUCCAAGCUACCAGGCUGGUGGACCUUACACUCCACAAACUCCAGGGACUAUGUAUGGUUCCGGAUCAGAGCAGUCAUACUCCCCGUCACCCUUCCAACCAUCACCUAGCCCAACAGGUUAUCAAGGGUCCGGCUCGACGUACGGGGCCACGCCCAGCCCUACCGGGUACACGCCGUCGCCGUCCGCGGCGGGCCCUUACGGCACGCCGUCGCCCAUCGGCGGCUACAGCCCCAUGACGCCGAGCGGCAGCGGCGCCGCCUCACCCUACGCGCCCUACACGCCCGGCGCCGCCGUGGACGCGCCGCCGCUGCAGGAGUGGUGCACCACGGACAUCGAGGUCCGCAUCCGCGACACGCACGACGACGCCGGCCUCUGCGGCCAGACCGGAGUCAUCAGAGGAAUAUCGGGAGGACAGUGUGCCGUCUUUUUACCGGACGAGGACCGCACGGUCAACAUUCUGCAGGAGCACCUGGAGCCGGUGGUGCCGCAGCAGGGUGACCAGGUCAAGGUGAUCCUGGGCGAGGACCGAGAGUCGAUGGGACAGUUGCUGUCCAUCGACAACCAGGAGGGAGUCGUGGAGCUGCACGCCGGAGAAGUCAAAAUGUUGCAGCUUCGGUAUCUAUGCCGUUUGGGCACUAGCCACUAGAACGUUUGUCUAUAAAUUUGUAGGCUUUAAAUAAUUGAGGAGUUUGGAGGUUGUGUUGUUCCGAUAUGUAUCAAUAUUUGAUUUGUUCUUGUAUGUAUCAAUAUAUAAAUUUGCUGACGAACAAACCUUUUUUUCUCAUGAGAAAAUGUAGCUAAGUGAGAAUAAAUAUUGUGUAGAUAACACUAUUUGUGGUUUUUUUUUUUAGAAUUCCUUUUAAACCUCAUGUAAAAAAACUAGUAGGGGAGGAAAUUUAAAAUUAAGAUAGAAGAAGUAUAAAAUAUGGAAUGCCUUUAUUUAAUUUUGAAUGCUUGGCUCUGUUUAUGUAAAAUAGAUUUACUGAUCACAAAAUCAAUGUACAUUCUCUGAUAUGUGUUGUCUCAUGAUUAAAACUUGACUUCAGGUCACAAUCUGAA